Molecule: messenger RNA, 1620 nt
Organism: Maniola jurtina (meadow brown)
Lineage: Eukaryota; Metazoa; Arthropoda; Insecta; Lepidoptera; Nymphalidae
Exons: 3
Coding region: 254-1492 (412 amino acids)
Source: RefSeq, a predicted model, not a curated record
AACUUCAUUCAUUCAAUAACAUGACGGUUUGUCGGCAAGUCGGUUCAUAACUUUUGCCGCUCGAUUAAGUGACAGGCAAAAUGAACGCGCAAAACAUAACGAACUUAUUCGAAUUUUAAAUCGAUUUGACAGUUGAUUGAGAGAGUUAUUUGACGUUAGCAAUAUUGCAUUUUCCUUCAUGUUGGAUUGUGUUUCGUGAUAAUAUUUGAGUGGAAGUGGAGUGUUUAUCGUUAAAAUGUUAUGGUGAUUGGAAAUGCUCGUGGGUGAGCAGUCGCCGGCGCCCCGGGUGGUAGCCGGCUUGCGGAAACUCCGGCCUGAAUUGACGCCAGGACCCUUUCCUACUCCUGCAGAUCCAGAUAUUCGGAUAUCAGGUGUCCUUCGUCAGUAUUACAAUGACGAUGACGAGUCGUGGGCAUGGGUGCACGCCGCCGUCCGUGGAGGGUGUCUGCUCGCGUGUCGGGAUGGCACCCUGCCCAGGCGAUCCGCAGCUAGGCUGCCCCUUCGCCACCUGCACCUGCGAGCUGCGGCCAAGUUGCCCAACGCGUUCCAGCUGUCGCGACUGCGGGAUGACGUCUCCGUUGCCACGUUCCAGGCUUGCAAUGCGACCGAAUACGCCCGGUGGGUACGAGCACUAUGCGUUGAAAUACUUGGACAGACACCGUUACCACAAGUUAGAUUUUUGGACGUGUUACCGGCCGCGGACACGUGUAAGGAACCAAAGAAAGAACCUCUCCAGGAGACGCCUGCCUGCCCUCCUAGACCGCCGCCAAGAGCACGGAGAAGGCUGUUGCCAACCGCAGAGACCCAGCUACCUCGGCGAGACCACUCCCCGGCCGCGCCGGACGAGGGCAUCGUCGUAGAAGACGACGAUUAUGAUUCAUCGUCCGACCGCAGUCUCGACCUAUCCCUUUCUCUCGACGCUCUCAAGACCAUCGACGUGGUCGAUGCGCCAGUACGGAAAGCUGAGGUCAUCAAAUGCGACAACUGCAGCAAAUUAAAUGCAAGUCCGCCGCAGCAUCACACAUUACCGCGUGCGAGAGCAAACGAAAAUGAAAUAGGUCGCCACCGGUAUCUGAAAAGAUGGGAGGGUCCAACGGGCAGAGCGGACAGAGGUAGAUUUACAAUGGAAGCAGCGAGAAGAAAGGCGGCUUCGUUGGAGAAUCGGGCGAGGUCUUGUUCGCCGAAUUCACACGAAGUUGUGUCCCAGUACGUUCCCGUACGAGAGAGGCGAGCUUUGUUCGAGUCUUUGUCGCAAAGCGGGGGUAGUUUAGCACGCAGUAGCGAGCAGUUGGCUCGUCCGGUACCCGUGAUGGAGACGACGCCUCGUCGUGCGGCGUCACUGCACGACCUGCAGGCGCCUCCGACGAGGUCAGUGAGUGACCUGCGGCAGUUCUUCGAGGCAGUAGCACGCGGGGCUGGCCCGUGCUCCGGUCUCCAGCGCCACAGCGCGCCGAACCCUGUGCGCGCCUUCGCGUCUCUCACCUGUGCCUGACUGAACACUCUGUAAAUAUUGUAAAUAAGACUCACGGCGUCGACCGUCGAUCGUCUCACUAAGUCGUUCGUUGUAAGACUGUUAAAAGUAUUGUUAUAAAGUACCUAAUAUAAAUGUAUUAACUAUUA